CGUAAUUUGUUGAAGGAAAAAUUGUGGACGUUAGUGUGACCUCAUAAUGGAAGUAGACGUGAACGACGAUAUAGGAAUCGCGAGAUUCGUCGAACUCUUCGAGAGACCUGACCUACUUCCUCAACUUCUGCAAGAACAAGAAGCUACGCAUGGCCUGAAAGAUCCGUAUUUGGCGCGGUUAUGGAGUUAUUUUGCGCCUGCUUUAGUUGAAACCGUUUCAAACACUGGAUACUUCAAUAAAGCCUUCGAAGUUGCAAAUGUGGCGACGCACGUUCAUGAGCCUCUGGAGAACUUCAUGUUUUGUGGAAGGGAUUACAGUCAAAUGCUAGAGUUGUUGACUUCGCUUGACGAUGUUCCGUCUAACCUUUGUGGAAGAGUGUUCAAAUCGGGCGAACCGACGUACUCUUGCCGUGAUUGUUGGAUGGAUCGAACAUGCGUGCUUUGCAUCAAUUGUUUCCAACACUCGGAGCAUCGGAACCAUCGCUACAAGAUGUGCUCAUCCGAAGGCGGUGGGUUUUGCGAUUGCGGUGACCCUGAAGCAUGGAAAUCCAAUCCGAGUUGCUCCGUGCAUGCAUCCACGGAUGACAAGCAGCGCGAUGGAAGUGAAAUCCUUGCGCGGCUGCCCGAUAAAAUCCAUUCCAGGGUUGACCGUGUUAUGCGUUCGUGUCUUGACUAUUGCGUGAAUGUGUUGACGAAGUCGCCGUUGCCGCGAAAUCUCGAACUGUCACCGGAUGACCAGAAAAUGACGGAUCCUUUUUGCUUCGCGGAAUUAUCCGAGAAAUACGCGACGAUAGUUUACAACGAUGAGACACACUCUUACAACUCCGUGACGUACACGUUCGUCCGAGCUAUUGAUGUGUCUGCCAAAGUCGCUACGGAGUACGCGACAUUGGUUGAUCAGGAGGGACGCGGCGUUGUAUACAUCGAUAACUUCAAAGAAUGCAAUGCUGUCAAGGCGAAGAUUCAGCAAAUUUCGAAUAACGAUCCGUUGAGAACGGGUGUUGUGCCGUGUCUUCCGUUAGCCCACGAAGUCUUCGCUUUACGGAUGCUUAUCUGGAUGCAGCGACUUGCGAAGAUGUCGAACGGAUUCAGGAAAAUCUUCGCUGACAUCUUGUGCACUAAAAUUAGUGAAGAGGAUUCGGAAUUGAUCGUCGAACGAAUAAUUCGUUACGAUGCCAAGCUGUGGAAAGCCGCCCGAUCCGCGUGGCACAACCUGAUCAUUUCAACCAUGCUGAUGAAUUUCGAGAGGAAACGACAGUUCGCCGUUCUUUUCGCAAACAAUUAUUGUUCCCUGCUUGACGAUCAUGUUGAUGACGAUCAAGUUUCUCAUGCAAGCAUCGUGUCCAUGAGUGUUCAGUUAUUUACUGUUCCCUCAGUGGCGCAUUAUUUGAUCGAGGAGUACAACAUACUUGCGAGAUUGUUGUUGGCGUACACGUCGAGUAUGGAUUCACCUGGCGUUCCUGCAACAAAUUCGAAUCAAAUUAUGGCCCGGAGCAAGAGAGCUAGAGUAGUCUUCAUGGAUUUGAGCUAUUUGCUUGGUUGUCCUCCGGUCGAGUGGACGCAUAAGUUGCGCAUCGGAUUCCUCAGCGGAUAUGGAAAACUUGCUGGACUUCUGGAUGUGCUUUCCGGAAGUCACAGUGUGGUCCGGCAAAUGCACAAUCACGUGGAAUAUGAGAGCGACUGGGAGCCUGCCAUGCGAUUGCAACUGAAGAUUACACCUGUGAUCACGGCGAUGCUCAAGUGGUGCAGCACUGAUCCUGUGGUUUUCGUUAAGGCCUUCAGAGCGACUGUGGACAAACGUAGAAUGGCCAGAGUAGCGGAGGAAAAGGCCGAACGAAAAGUCGGCGGUCGUUCCGCCGUCGUCAACACCUACGACAUCACGACACAAAGUGCAUCUCUUCAUCAUCCGAUACCCCGACUCCUUGCUGGCCUACUGCAACUCCUCCCAAAAUUUAAUUUGACUUGGACGUCGCCGGAAUUGGGCGGUGAACGAUUGGAGCUUGAAGACUACAUCGAGCAUCCUUUGCGAGUCAAGUUGCUGCAGGCGCAGGUCAAUGCCGGCAUGUGGCGGCGGAAUGGAUUAUCGUUGAUGAAACAGUUGAUGUAUUACUCUGCUGUGCGGUGCAGAGAAGAAAUGCACGAUAGGGAUGUGUUUAUGGUGCAAUUUGCAGCGGCGAACAUGGAACCAAACACGUUUUUGGUCACUUUAUUGGCCAAGUACAAGCUGGAUCAAUGGGCGAAUUCUUCAAGCUUCAGCGUUGUGCCAACGGCCGAUGAUGAACGAGUGCAUCAAAACAAUGCCAUCAUUGAAGAGUUCCUGGCUUUCCUCAUUACGAUUGUCGCUGAAAGACACACGGAAACGAUUGGCCGACUGAAACCCGGUGAUUGCGCCAGGAAGGAGAUCUUGCAGCUUCUGUGCAUGGGCAACGUUACGCAUUCGAUUUUGAUGAAGUUGUUACCUGAGGAGAUUUCCCAAGAUCCCGAGUUUGAAGACCGUGUACGCGAAGUAGCCGAGUUUAAACCGUCGGCGACUAUCAUGCAAAAAGGAACCUACGCUUUGAAAGAUGAGUGUUGGGAAGAGUUCAAUCUCUUCUUUCAUCACUACAUCAGAGAAGACCAAUCUAAAGCUGAAGCAAACUUCCGACGCGUUGCGAAGCUCCGUGGAACGGAUGAGUUUUGUCAUCCCCCUCCGUUGAUACCCUUAACUGAAAAUUUCAAAGGCUUGGCGAAUUUGCUGCAGUGUGACGUAAUGAUCAUGAUUCUUCGAGGCUUGUUUGAAAGGACUCUGGAUUUGAAGUGUUACAUGUUUACCGAAACGCAGCUGCAGAGGGCUCUGUUUCUGUUCGGGUUUGCGUUACGCCAGGAAGAACUGGCAAUGCAGUUUCCUGAUGACACAUACCAGUUCUGCUCGAAAGCAAGGAAAUCUGGUUUGUACGAUGCGUUUUCUGCGUUGAAAGACAACGAGAGGCUGGGAUCGCAUCGUGCUCUGUACAAUUGGAUUUACUCGAAGUUCAAUGAGGUUGAAUUGAUGCGAACGAAAUCGGUCAGUGCGACUGCGGAGGCUACCUUUAGCAUGGAAAAAGACAAGGAAUCUGCGAAAGCGCAAAAACGAUUGCGGAAAGAACGGGCUGAUCUGAUGAAAUCGAAAAUCCUGGCGCAGAUGCAGGCGAAGCAGAAGCGGUUCAUAACGGAAAACCAAAAUUUCUACGAGUCAUGUGGACCCAGUGCUGGAGAGUCGAUUGAAGAGCCCGAAGGGCAAGUUUUCUUGGCAAAUUCGCAGCAAAUUGCGUUCGGACCUCACCAAACUCCUCCCGUAACACACACGAAAAGUUACAAAUGCAUUUUGUGCCAAGAGACAGAAGUUCUGGACCCGAAGAAUGACAUGAUGGUGUUGUGUGCGUUCGUGCAGCAGUCGACGGUGUUGUCGAAAGCGGAUCGCUCUCUGGAGUCGAAUAUUUCCGACCCGGACUAUUCGUUGCGCAUUUUCGAGCCGGCCUUGUUGACGGCGAGGCUGGAAAUCGGCUCGCACAUUUCGUCGUGCGGACACGUCUUGCACGCCUCUUGUUGGCGGAAAAACGUGGACGAAUCUUCGCGACGAGAGCGACGACGUGCAAGAGGUCCAAGUUAUGAUGCGACGAAGCACGAGUUCCUGUGUCCGUUGUGCAUGAGGUUGAGCAACACUGUACUGCCUUUGGCUGCUCCUUUGUUCAAGUAUCGGAAACUGUUGAACCAAGUGACGACCAUUGGGCCGCAGAUACCCGUUGAGGAAUGGUCCAAUGCGAUGGAUUGCGUAACUCGUUUGGCACGGAAUAUGCCCAAAAGCUUUUCGCCGGAAGAAGUUCGUAAAGCGGAGCUAGAAUUGAACAAGUCGAAAUCCGUUCCAACGAGAAUCCCGCUUCGAUUUUUGCCGGAAUCCAGCGGUCCGUACGUCGUGUUCAAUCCUGCCAUUGACGAAGUGCUCAUGGACGCAGCUUCCGACGGCUCCGUGUCCGAUAACUCUGACGACGCUGCAGCAGCCGACGUCAUCACCUUCGAACUCCUCUGCGCAUCCACGCCAAAGAAGCAACGCAGUGCGACCGACACGCCCAACAGUGACGACGACGACGAUGAUCCCAGUAUGUCGGACUCGGAGUGUCGAACCCUGUCGGCGCUCCGUCCGUUUUUCCGCAACCCGGACACGGCACUGCAUAAGGAAGCUGACGAGAAGUUCGUCGCCGUCAUGCAGUUAUUUUUGACGAACACGUAUUGUACGGGCUUCAGGAAGGAGAGAGGAGAGGAGUAUGCUGGGAUUCCGGUCGGUGUUUGGGCAUCGGCGGCGUUUACGGUGCGCUGCGUGGAGCUGGAGUUGCGAGACGAAUGCAAGCCACUGUUGGGCAGUUUUACGGUCAGACAGCUCGACACUGUCUCGCCGUUGGUCAAGUCCGGUGCUUUAGUCGCUUGUGAUGGAAAUAAUCCAAGGAAAAUUUUGAAGAUGAUGCGAUGCGUGAUGGACCCAUUGUUUUUGCCGUACGAGACGUCCAGACUGGACAGGAUAAGUGUGAUGCACGUGGAUGCCUUCAGCGUUUUCGUCUCGCUUAUCUACGGGCAACGGGUUUUCCUCGACUUCCCCCAUGUGCUGCUCAAGCCUCAUUCCACCGGGAAUCCCGGCUGGGAAAAGUGGGAAGAGGUUUGGGGACUAGGCGGAAAGGAGCCUGUUUCUGUCGUGAUACCAACUGGCGAUGCUUUGGAUUUGUGCGCCGUACAAUUUUGCAUGGUAUUGCAUUUGACGCAACUGAUUCUCCUGCACGAGCAAAACUCCCUGCCGGACGUGUUCAACGAAGAGGACGACUACUACUUGACAGCUCAAGCUUCUGUUCGGAAAGCAGCUGCGAUGAAUGCGAGGAAAUCCAGGGACGAAAGCGGGGCAUCGGGUGAUGGGAAAAACGUUGGUUGUGUCGCAGGGAUAAAAGCAUUUGUAAACGCUUUAAUGGAGCUGUGUGAAGAGGCUGGGAUCGAAAUCGCUGCACCGUUACUUGAUUCGGAUUACGUGGCCUCUCUGGAAAACGCUUUUCGCCCAUUCUUGCGAUGCUGUGCCAUGUUUGCGCAUUUUCUAACUGAUGUGCCUCCGUCUGCGGAAUUAACUGAAGUGGAUGGGGACUCGUACAAGGAAUUGGCCUCAUACAUGGGAAUGCCGGCAUCGUUGAAUGAGCUGUUUGAGGAUGUCGUCAGUGUCAGUACUUACCGGCUCUGGCUGAGUAGGUGGUUGACGUACCCGAAAGUGAGGGAAUUCAUAGUUGAAAAGAAGAUGACGGUAGGGAUGGAAAAGCAGUUGGAGCCGUUCGCACCGUUGAGAAUCAACAGGUUGAUCAAGCUGCCGCAAAAUUUCAGCGAGCUGAUCAACAGGACGUCGAGCUUCAGGUGUCCCAGUGAUCCGGAAUCGUGGCAGUUCCACACCAUAUGUUUGGUUUGCGGCAAGUUCCUGUGUUCACCCGGUUUCUGUUGCAAAGUGGAGUUGGAUAGCAAACACUUGGUCGGAGCUGCGACAUAUCAUACCAGGUGCUGUGGUGCGGGUUGUGGAAUAUUCUUCGUAGUUCAACACGUUGCCAUCCUCAUGUUGUCCGAGAAGAAUAAAGGCUGCAACAUGAAUGCGCCGUAUGUGGAUAAGUUCGGCGAACCCGACAUGGGACUACGUCGAGGAAACCCGCUGACUUUGCAUAAAGAACGUUACCUGGAGCUUCAAAAGCGUUGGCUAACACACUGCAUCCCUGAGUCGACCUCGUCUGCGAUGGAUAACGCUUCACAGUUCCUUAGUACUGACUGGAACCAACUCUAA
This is a messenger RNA of Notodromas monacha, 5812 nucleotides long. NCBI's taxonomy places the organism in Eukaryota, Metazoa, Arthropoda, Ostracoda, Podocopida, Cyprididae. The record is from the annotation of a GenBank genome assembly.